GCCCCUCCCAUCUGUCUGUGGGUCUGUCUGACAGGCGGCUCCGCUGAGUCGCGGAGGUUGGAGGGGGAGUGCGGAACACAUCGAAGCUCGGCCCUGGCCUUUGUGGGGACGCAGCGCUGCGCUGUCAGGAGCUUUUAGACAAGACAGCAAUGGAACGAUUUGAUGUGAAGCCGCCUCCCUCCCGCAGCCGUUCCAAGACCGCUUUGUACGUGACUCCUCAGGAUCGUGUAACUGAGUUUGGCAGUGAACUGUACGAAGAUGGAGGCAAAUUGUAUUGCACUUUCUGCAAUGUGGUGCUGAAUCAUGUUCGCAAGUCUGCAAUCAAUGACCAUCUCAAAUCCAAAACUCAUACCAAGCGCAAGGGAGAGUUUGAAGAACAAAGUGUCAGGAAGAAACCACGGACUCUGACUGCCUCUCUGCAGUGCAACAGUGCAGCCCAGACAGAGAAACCUAGUGUCACCCAGGACUUUGUAAAAAUGUUUCUGGAAGCUAGCAUUCCUCUUGAGAAGGCAGACCACCCAGCUGUGCGAGCGUUCCUCUCUCGACAUGUGAAGAAUGGGAACUCCAUACCCAAGUCAGACCAGCUAAGGAAAGCCUACUUGCCCGACGGGUAUACAAAUCAGCUUCUCAAGUCUGAAGACCAUUGAAGGGAAGACUACUUGAUUGAGGAUGGGGAGUAUUAAAGUUACAUAGCAGUGAUGUGGCUUAUUUUUAUAUUCAUGCACAUGCAAUGUUAUGUCAUGGGUUUUGUAUUGUAGAAAUGACAAUCUCUUACAGAAUGCAAUGAUGUUUUUAAAAAAAAGUUCAGAUCUAUAACGUUGAAGUCUGUGGGCAUUGGAAUGGCAGUAAGGUGCCAUAUUGUAGCGGAGCGCAGUUACAGCCUAUCAAGUCCGUUAUAGUCAUUAGUCAAUGGACUUAGAAAAGUGUAAUUAUGCACUGCAAUCUGCUCCCACGUUACAUGGUAACUGAAAAGGAACACACUGGGCAUGGCCACAUGACAGACUAAUUUUUAACCCUAAUCCCAAAUAUUUAUGUAUAUAUGUCUAUUUAUUAGGCCCAUAUUCUCAUUAUAACCCAAUCUCCAUUGUAAUUAUAUUUAGGGAUGCUGAAUUAAUUCAGCCACUUUGACGUCCAGUACAGACACCAGUUCCACUGGAGCAAACAGUUGCUCAAAAUCCGUCUUCUGGCCAAUUUGGUUUGAUUCACUUUAUCAGUAUACAAACACUUGUACUGCUAAUGAGAGAUUCAGGAAUGGGGAUGUGAAACUGAAGGACAGCUCUUAUAUUUGGAUGAGCAUUUGGCUCUGAAUCUUAUUGAACAUAUUUCUGUGGGUACCCAAUUUAUACCCACAAUUCCUAAAAGCAGUUUUUAGAGUUUCUAUGAAUAUGAGAUAAUGAAGCAGAAAAGUGGAAAGUUCCACAUCUAUGAACAAAUUUAAUAGAUCAUACCAAUAUUGUAAUAUGAGUGUAGUUAUUCAGUCAAUUGCCUGUAGAUGGCAAUACUUUGCAAAUAAUUCUUCUGUGUUUAGGAUUACAGCCAUUGACUUACACUUAUUUCUGUGUCUCCCCAAGACCAGCUUUCUAACUGUCACAGAUAACUGUGAUUGUAUAUUAUCCAUCUGAAUCCCUGAUUUUAUGGAACAUUCUCAAUUUGUAAUAUAAUUUCUCAAUGUGAAACAGGUACUGAUACCUUUUUCUUGUAUACAUUUUUACUAAGAAUAGCAGUUUUGCUGCUGGCUGUGAAGGCUAUUAAUAUUAUGAAAAUACUGUUUUUGUAUACAGUAAGCAGAAUGGUUAUGAUCCAGCCAAAGUUAGACAUUUUUAGGUUCCCAUUGAUUUGAAUAGGAAAAUUAACACAUGGGUGGAAUCAGUAGGGCUUUAAAAAGUGCUUGACUGGGUUAUGUUUCUGAUAUUUUAAAUAAAAUUCCAGAGAACAAAAUGGAAUUGCAAAGGCAGAAUCGAAGUGGGCCUUUUUUUAGUUUUAAGUAAAAAAAUAAAAAAGCACCGGUUUUGGUCUGUUGUUCUAAGUAGAUAAUGGUAUUUGUUCCUGUUUCCUAUUUUUUUCUCCCUCUUAGGUAGCAAGAAAUUUCCAAAGUUUUCAGUAUGGUUUUGUAUUGGAGGACACAGCCCACAAUCUGGAGCCUGUUUGUUUUUUAAAAAUAUGUAUCCUUUGUUUUUAAAACACGUUUUUGGUGAGAGUUUUAUUAAAAAGAAUGAACAGGAUUUGUUCCAGGCUUCUGGUGAUUACGGGAAGAGCUUACGCGCCUUCCUUGAAUCAGUCCAUCCCUUUGUUCUUUCUUGCAGUUUUCCAUCACAGUUCUUGCCAAAGUAUACCAGCUUUUGCAAAAACCCUCUACAUUGUUCAUAAUUUUUCAUCUACAGCUUGAAGAAGAAUGUGGGGUUGCCUCUUCCAGCCUUGGGUGAAGGACCACAGCCUUUGUAAUCACUUCUAAAACAAAAUAAUCUACUGGCACACAAAUUUAUGGGUCAGGCAUAAGACUUCCAGUUCAUGAGUUCUCAUGCGCUGAGAAUGCAUUAGACAACAUCAGUGUUUAUAACAAUGUGGUGCUCUUUGGGAACUGUAACAGUGACAUGCCAGCCUCUUAAGUGGACAUAGCAAUGUAAAGUUUUAGGAUUAGAUGGGAUCCUGUUACUUCUUACCAAGAAAGCUCAUGAUAAUAAAUUAGUAUUAGAAAUGCCAUUCAUAGCGUGUACUUAUUUUAGUUUUGCAUCUAUUUUAUUUAGAAAAAGAACAUUGCUCAACCUUGUUUUCUACUAGCUUGGUAGAUUUAGGAAUGGAUUGGACAGCAAACUGAUCCUGUCCUAUCUUUUUGGUUUGUUUUUGGCUAAUAUACCAUAUUUGUGUGUGAGCUUGAAUAUAUUACAGUGCCAUCCUAUAUGUACUUUGUAUUUUCCUUAUCCUGUAUGAUUUCUAGUAUCAAGAAACAAGCUAUCUUCUAUGUAUAAGGCAAUGGUAAAACUAGUGUGAUGGACAUGCAUCUGUUUCAUGGGACUGUUGCUUUGCAUUUCUUUGCUGUUUUCAUUCCUUUGGGCAGCCUUAUAUGUGAGCAGUGAAAUGCCAAUAGAUGACUGUGCGUAAGGCAAAUGGGUGGCAGGGAGUGAUACUGCACUGUAAGCAUGAAAAAGCAAAAUGUAGAAUAGUGACUUGUGUAUCUCCCUAUCCAUUCUGUGAGAUGCAUGCAUUUCAUAUGUAUCUUCCAAAAAAGUUGCUAUUUGGCAUGUUUAUGCUCUAAGUGUCUAAGAAGUUGAGCAUCUUACUGGAAAAUUAACUUCAAAGUUCAAUCACUGAAAAUGUGAUUGGUAUAAAUCAUGGAAGGAAAACAUUGUAAAGUUAGUGAAAUCUUGAUACUCGUUAAAAAAGAAAUUGCUAUGUUAAUACUUAGAAAGUCAAAAUGUUGCUGUUUGGAAGCCAGAAAUUUUUAAACAAAAAGAAUAUAGUCACACGUGUUACUUUCAUGUCAUUCAUAUAUGUUAAGUUUGCACUGAAACAAGUAAUUGAUAGUAACCUAACCAAGAGAUUAUAAUUUAAUGUUUUACAGAUUGGUCUUAAUUAGCCACUGAACAUGUGGCUUUAUAACUAGACUAAGCCUGUACACCUAUACAUACUAAUGUGGGGGAAAAUACUGUUGAAUACAGUAGAACUUGUUUCCAAAUCAAUACAGGCAAAGAUUUUAAAUGGGAGGGAAAUAUCAUGUUAGGGAUUUUAGUGCAUAUUAUUCAGUUGUACUAAUUCAUAUGUUGAUAUGUCAUUCAAACCAUCCAGAGAAUAUUGGGAAUAAUUGAAAGAUGUUUUCAAACAGAUUUUGUGAAUUGCUAUGAUUUAGAUUUUCGUCAUGGUGAAGCAACUUUAGAUCCAAAACCAAGUGCACUAGUUCACAGAAGAUGGACAAAAUGGAUUGUGCCAGUUAGAGGAUGUCCUUGUGCCAGUCCCAAAGGAUUUUUUUUAAUGUUCGCAACCAUGCAAGAAGACUGGAUAGUAAAGAAUUUAACAUGAUUUUGAGCCUCCUUGAUAAAUUUCUUCUGGGAUUGAAGUGAGGAACACAAUUCUAAUAGACUACCAAUAACGAUUUUUAUAUCACACACACACACACACACACACACACACGUGUUAUAUGGGUAACCUUACUAUUCUUUCUUACAGUUACAUUUUGAAUUUGCUGCUAAGAUGUGUUUCAUUUGCUUUUGCAUGUUGAAUAUCCAUUGUCUUUAUGUUUUUAAAAGUUUUGUGCUUACUCUACAAAAUAAAUUUUUAAAAGAAAUUA
Molecule: messenger RNA, 4282 nt
Organism: Eublepharis macularius
Lineage: Eukaryota; Metazoa; Chordata; Lepidosauria; Squamata; Eublepharidae
Gene: CGGBP1
Product: CGG triplet repeat binding protein 1
Exons: 2
Coding region: 150-647 (165 amino acids)
Biological process (GO): regulation of transcription by RNA polymerase II
Cellular component (GO): nucleus
Molecular function (GO): double-stranded DNA binding; zinc ion binding
Source: RefSeq, a predicted model, not a curated record